Molecule: messenger RNA, 2175 nt
Organism: Phragmites australis (common reed)
Lineage: Eukaryota; Viridiplantae; Streptophyta; Magnoliopsida; Poales; Poaceae
Product: chaperone protein dnaJ 16-like
Exons: 11
Coding region: 445-1770 (441 amino acids)
Source: RefSeq, a predicted model, not a curated record
UGCUCGAGCGGAGCACCACCACCUCCCCGUCCGACGGAGCCAGGCAGCCCACUGCCCGCCGGGGCCCACAUGUCGGCACCUAAACAAAAUCGUCCGUCUCUCUCUCCCUCGCUCGCGUCUCCCCUCCUCGUGUCCCCCACCCAUUUCGUCGGCCUCGCCUCGCCUCGCCUCGCGUCUCUUCUCUCCCCUCCUCGCCACCCCGAAUUAGUAGAAGCCACGAAUCCGCGGCGGCCGGCCGGCCUCUCCCCAACGGAGAAACCCUAGCUUCCGCUGCCCCGCCGUUGACCGGAGCUCAGCCCCACCCCUGCUGUUAGCUGCGGCGGGUGGGCGUGACCCGACUACCCGAGCUCCUCGCUGCCGCUGUAAGAUCUGAACGGCGUCUAGGUUUUCGGGGGCUGAGGGCGACCUACUUCGUUGGUUGCUGCGAAGGCGACAGAGGCGACCAUGGCGGGGCCCAAGUUUGGGUCGUUCAAGGCGGAGAAGGCGGACUCGGCGGCGGCUGCCGGCGCAGCGGCGCAGAGGAGGGACCCGUACGAGGUGCUCGGGGUGGGGCGAAAUGCCACCGAGCAGGAGAUCAAGAGUGCCUUCCGCCGUAUGGCCCUCAAGUACCAUCCAGAUAAGAAUGCAGACGACCCUGUUGCCUCAGAGAAGUUCCAAGAAGCUACAUUCUCUUAUAACAUCUUGUCAGAUCCAGAUAAGAGGCGCCAGUACGAUUCAUUGGGAUUCGAGGCCAUUGAAGCAGAUAGUCAGGAACUGGAGCUGGACCUAUCAAGUCUCAAUACUGUAAAUACAGUGUUUGUUGCUCUGUUUAGCAAGCUAGGUGUACCGAUCAAGACCACUGUCUCAGCAACAGUUUUAGAAGAGGCACUGAACGGGUCAGUAGAGAUUUCUCAGCUUCAUCUGGGAAAAUCUGUAUGUAGGAAGGUGGAAAAGCAGUCAGCUCACUUUUAUUCUGUGGACAUAACAGACAAAGAAGCCAAAAUGGGCUUAGUGUGUAGAGUUCAUUCAACUGCUAAAAGUAAAUUUAAGUUGCUGUAUUUUGAUCCUGAGGAAAAUGGUGGAUUAAGCCUUGCCUUACAGGAGGAUAGUGCAAAGACUGGGAAAGUUACUUCUGCGGGGAUGUUCUUUCUAGGCUUUCCUGUGUAUCGAUUUGAACAAAAUAAUUCGGCUGCUACUGCAACGGAUCCUGACAGUGCAUUCUUUAAAAGACUGGAUGGCUUUCAACCAUGUGAAGUAAACGAACUGAAAGCAGGAACCCAUUGUUUCGCUGUCUAUGGUGAUAAUUUCUUCAAAAGUGUGAGCUAUACUAUAGAGGUUGUAUGUGCUGAACCCUUUUCCGCCGAAAAGGAGAAGCUACGAAGUGUGGAGGCGAAGAUACUUGCAAAACAAUCUGAGCUGUCUAAAUUUGAGUCCGAGUACAGGGAGGUUUUAGCGAAGUUCACUGAGAUGACCAGCAGAUACGCUCAAGAAAUGGAAACAAUUGAUGAGCUUCUAAACGAAAGAAAUGCAAUUCAUGCAUCCUAUACCAACAACCCAACUCUGCAGCGGAGUUCCAGUAGCAGCAAAGGGAAAUCACCCUCUACUGGGUCCAAAAGUGAUGAUGACCAAACUGUAAAGAAGGAAAAGAAAUCAAAGAGCCAGCCCAAGGAGGGAUCCAGAAGCGACGAUGAAGGUCCUAAAAGUAAAAAGGAAAAGAAACCUAAAGAUCGGCUUCAAAGGAAGAAGUGGUUCAACAUUCAUUUGAAAGUAGACAAGAGAAGGCCUUGCUGAGAAUUGUAAUGUAUUAUUUUGUUCUGAAUCUAUCACAUUCAGUAGGUGUUCACGCGAGCUUACCGCUCUCAGGAAACAGGAAGGGAUUUCCAUUUGACCUCCGAAAGAUGUGGCCUUGUUUUUCAUCUUUUCUUCCCGUGAUUGUACCAUUUUGUUUCCUGAAAAGUCAGGAAGCUCGUCAGUUUCAGAAAUGAUGUAAAGAAAUGUAUCACGUAGUUUUUGGGACCCUCACUGGUAGUCUGAUACUGUUUUAUUUCGAUCCUAAGUUAUGACGGUUACCGAUGAAUGUACACAAGGGGUAUUGGUAGUGAGUAAUGUUGCACACUGCGGCCAGGAUCCGAUUCACAUUCGUUCGAUUUGUUUGAUGAUGUCUGUGUUGACAUUACUAUCCAGUGUGAUUGUAAA